CCUCUUUGAGUGGAACAUUGUCCGGACCACUUGAAUAAUAAUAAAAACCAACUAGCACCAAAUCUCCCAACUUCACUGGAUAACCAGCAUGCGCUUCCGCACCAAUCACUACAUCAUCCAUGCCAUGUUCUUCGGUCUCUGUGCGGCAAUGGAUGAUGCACUGAACCAAUCUUAUUUAGCAAAUCAUGAGUGGGAAACGAUUCCCCCUAUGUGGAAUGACAUGGCUUCUUCUGGGACGCCGGUUGGAUCCCUUCAUCAUAUCAACGAUGUAUCUGCUGCCUCUUCCCUCUCACACAGGCAAGAGAUACAUCACGAAAAUGUCGUAUCUGGUCAACAUUAUCCACUUGAUUCUUCUGGAAUGGCCGUGGGCUCCAGAAAUAACGUGCCUGAUUUUCUUUCCGAAUUCGACUCGGAAAACCAUGGGGUUGGCGGUUUUCAGAUGAGGGGUCGACCGGAUCACACAAUCCAUCAGUCCAUCUCUCAAGCAAAAGGAACUCCAUUCGUUCACUCAGGAAUCAACUCAGUUUCCGGGGCCGCUUUGUCGGGGAUUCGUAAGAGGAAGGGGCGUGGCUCAGAAACCGCAUUAUUAUCGCCUACUACUACUUCAAUCCAAUUAGAGUCUAUCCAGGGGCCUGCAACGGACGGCUCUUCGGUGAAAACCCUCUCCAGGGUCCAUUUCAGGAAAAAAGAAGGGAAACGAAGGGGUUCGGCAAGGCAAAGCCCUCUCGUAGACCUAACGGCCAUCUCCGAUGAAGAAAAACAUGGCAGUAUCAACAACAGGAUAAAAACUACUGCAUCAAGCAAGUUUCUUUUGAACUCACUGGCUAACCGCGCACACUCGCUAUUUGUAUCCAGCGCAAUUAGGGAUAUCCUUCAGCGUCGUUAGCGAUACGAACUCCCCCUGGCUCCUGGUCAAGAAGGAUAUCUUCAAAGAUAGGCGGGAAUCAGAGAUGUCUAUGCAGGAAUUUAAGAUUUUAUU
This is a messenger RNA of Puccinia graminis f. sp. tritici CRL 75-36-700-3, 979 nucleotides long. RefSeq lists its product as uncharacterized. NCBI's taxonomy places the organism in Eukaryota, Fungi, Basidiomycota, Pucciniomycetes, Pucciniales, Pucciniaceae. The record is from RefSeq and is a predicted model, not a curated record. The transcript has a single exon. Bases 89 to 886 code for a protein of 265 amino acids.